Laccaria bicolor S238N-H82 is the source of this 858-nucleotide messenger RNA. RefSeq names its product enoyl-CoA hydratase (gene ECH-3). The transcript has 6 exons. Gene Ontology annotation, cellular component: mitochondrion. NCBI's taxonomy places the organism in Eukaryota, Fungi, Basidiomycota, Agaricomycetes, Agaricales, Hydnangiaceae. The coding region runs from base 1 to 858 and encodes 285 amino acids. Gene Ontology annotation, biological process: fatty acid beta-oxidation. Gene Ontology annotation, molecular function: enoyl-CoA hydratase activity. The record is from RefSeq and is a predicted model, not a curated record.
AUGGCUUUUCGCUCCGUUUUAAAGCCACGAUUGAACUUUUCUCCAGUCCGCCUCAUGUCCACCUCGCAACGACAAUAUAAUUUCAUCCUUGUUUCGCGUCCAGAGCCUUCCGUCGUUCUUGUUACCCUCAACAGGCCCAAAGCAUUGAACGCUUUGAGCAGCCCUCUAUUCCAAGAGUUGAACCAAGCUCUCGAGGAAGCAGACAAAGAUGACACGGUUGGCGCGAUGGUUCUAACCGGCUCCGAGAAAGCCUUUGCAGCUGGUGCCGAUAUCAAAGAAAUGAAGGAUAAACAGUGCAAGUUUUCUAACGUGUUCAAGAACAAGUUUUUGGAAAAUUGGGGAGAAAUUGCAAGCCUCCGUAAGCCAGUGAUAGCGGCCGUCAGUGGGUUUGCGCUGGGGGGUGGCUGCGAAUUAGCCUUGAUGUGUGACAUUAUCCUGGCCUCUCCAACCGCCAAAUUUGGCCAGCCUGAAAUCAACCUGGGUGUUAUCCCUGGUGGAGGCGGUUCCCAAAGGCUCGCGCAGGUUAUUGGAAAAUCUCGGACCAUGGAAAUGGUUUUGACAGGGCGUAUGGUCUCUGCGCAAGAAGCCGCAAAUUGGGGAAUCGUUAGCAGGGUUGUUGCAGACGGUGAAGGUGAGGUCGUCAAGGAGGCGGUGGCAAUGGCGAAAGAUAUCGCGAGCAAGAGUCAAAUUGCUGUUCAGGCUGGCAAAGAAGUUGUGAACGCUGCUUACGAGCUGAAUCUUGCCGAAGGCUUGAGGUUAGAGAGACGGCUUUUCCACGGUUUAUUCGCAACCAAUGACCAAAAGGAGGGCAUGUCUGCGUUCUCAGAGAAGCGAAAGCCAAACUUCACUCACACUUAG